This is a messenger RNA of Erigeron canadensis, 1248 nucleotides long. Its product is annotated as metacaspase-4-like. Bases 1 to 1248 code for a protein of 415 amino acids. NCBI's taxonomy places the organism in Eukaryota, Viridiplantae, Streptophyta, Magnoliopsida, Asterales, Asteraceae. Gene Ontology annotation, molecular function: cysteine-type endopeptidase activity. The record is from RefSeq and is a predicted model, not a curated record. Gene Ontology annotation, biological process: proteolysis. The transcript has 2 exons.
AUGGGGAAGAAGGCGGUGUUGAUCGGAUGUAACUAUGCAGGAACCCAGGCGGAGCUUCAGGGAUGCAUCACGGAUGUCAAGAGAAUGUACCGUUGCCUGGUAGAUCGGUAUGGGUUUUUGGAUGAAGAUAUCAAAGUCCUCAUCGAUACCAAAGACUCUUGUACCCAACCUACAGGUCGUAACAUUUUUCAAGCUCUUAUUGAUCUUGUUAGUUCGGCCAAGUCUGGAGACGUCCUCUUUGUUCAUUACAGUGGACACGGAGUUCGCCUUCCUGUUGAGGCUAGUGACACUGACGAUACUGGAUAUGAUGAGUGUAUUGUCCCCUCUGACUUCAAUCUAAUUCACGAUCAUGACUUUAGAGAGCUCGUUGAACAAGUGCCUCAUGGUUGCCGAAUAACCAUUGUAUCAGAUUCAUGCCAUAGCGGUGGACUAAUCCACGAGGCUAAAGAACAGAUUGGUCUCAGUUACAACGUUCGUAGUAAUAAAAAUAGGAAUAAUACAGAAGAACAAGAAGACAGCGGGUCGGGUUUUGGAUUUACAAGUUUCUUGUUCAAAAUUGCUGAAAAUGUAUUAGAAUCUUGCAGCAUUUGCCUUCCUUUUGGAUUGUGGCAAAAGGGUCUUGAAGACGAAGUAGAAGAAGAGCAAGAAAAAGAAGUAGAAGAAGUAAACUAUACAAGAGGUCCUCGAUUUAAAAACAGAUCAUUACCUCUUCCUACCCUCGUCGACAUACUAAAACAAAAAAGCGACAAAAAAGACAUCGAUGUUGUGGAAAUAGGGCCAACCGUGUUGGAUAUAUUUGGUGAAAGUUCUAGUCCAAAAGUAAAAGAUUUCAAGGACGUCCGAGGUGGUGAUAGUGCUUUUCUUGGAAUGGUCGUGAAUCUGAAUCGGGAAUUCCCUUUGCAAAAGCUCCAAAAAGAUUCGGAUGAUACAGAUCCCACAAUCGAAACAGAAGUGGAAUGGAAUGAAGAUGAAUAUGCUAGAUCACAGAAACCAGAGUUGCCACAAAAUGGAAUAUUAAUUAGCGGGUGCCAGACCUAUGAAACUUCUGCUGAUGCAACCCCAGUUCGAAAUCAAGCUUAUGGGGCUCUUAGCAAUGCAAUUCAGAAAGUCAUUGAAGAAUCUGAUGGUGUUGUUAGUAAUCUUGAGCUAGUGCUCCAAGUUAGGAGGUUGCUGAAGCUGCAGGGAUACUCUCAAAACCCAGGGCUUUACUGUGAUGAUAACCAUGCCCAUUCUGCUUUCGUUUGCUAA